CCUUCCUUCCUUCCCUCCCUCCCUCCGGGCCCCCGCCUUGCGGCCCCCGCCAUGCCCCCCAAGAAGCAGCAGCCUCCGGCCGGGGGGAACAAGAAGGCGGAGCAGAAGAAGAAGGAGAAGAUCAUUGAGGAUAAAACUUUCGGUCUGAAGAAUAAGAAGGGAGCCAAGCAACAGAAGUUCAUCAAGGCGGUGACUCAUCAAGUGAAAUUUGGCCAGCAGAAUCCGCGACAGGCUGCACAGAGUGAAGGUGAUAAGAAAUUAAAGAAAGACGAUAAGAAAAAAGAACUACAGGAACUCAACGAGCUCUUCAAACCUGUCGUCGCUGCUCAGAAAAUCAGUAAAGGUGCCGAUCCUAAAUCAGUGGUAUGUGCGUUCUUCAAGCAAGGUCAAUGUACUAAGGGAGAUAAGUGCAAAUUCUCCCAUGACUUGUCUCUGGAGAGAAAAUGUGAAAAGCGGAGCGUUUACAUCGACGCGAGAGAUGAAGAGCUUGAAAAGGAUACAAUGGAGAAUUGGGAUGAGAAAAAGCUGGAAGAAGUUGUGAACAAGAAGCAUGGUGAGGCGGAAAAGAAAAAACCCAAAACUCAAAUAGUAUGCAAACAUUUUCUCGAUGCUAUCGAAAACAACAAAUACGGCUGGUUUUGGGUUUGUCCCGGGGGCGGCGACGUGUGCAUGUACCGCCACGCUCUACCUCCUGGCUUUGUGCUCAAGAAAGAUAAAAAGAAGGAAGAAAAGGAAGACGAAAUUUCAUUAGAGGACCUCAUAGAAAGAGAGCGUUCGGCUUUAGGACCAAACGUCACCAAAAUCACCCUAGAAUCAUUUCUCGCGUGGAAGAAGAGGAAAAGACAAGAAAAAAUCGACAAAGCUGAACAGGACAUGGAAAGGAGGAAAGCCGACUUCAAAGCGGGCAAAGCGUUGGUGAUCAGCGGCCGAGAAGUGUUUGAGUUUCGACCCGAGCUGGUGGAUGACGACGACGAAGAGGCGGACGAUACUCAUUAUAUCCAAGGAACGAGUGGCGAUGAGGUCGACGAUACGGUGAGGAUAAAUGAUAUAGAUUUGAGCCUGUAUAUUCCGAAGGACGUAGACGAGACCGGUAUCACCGUGGCCAGCCUUGAACGAUUCAGCACCUACGCUUCGGCGGAUAAAGACGAAAAUAAGUUGAGCGAAGCUUCGGGCGGCGGGGCGGAAAACGGCGAGCAGAGCGAUUUGGACGAGGGCGUGGACGAAGAGGACCGGGAGAACGGAGUCAUGGAUGCCGUCCCCGUGGACGAGAACCUUUUCACGGGCGAGGAUCUGGACGACCUGGAAGAAGAGCUGAACACGCUCGACUUGGAAGAAUGAGGCCAAGGCGGACCAAAGGAGAGUAAAAGACCACUCGUCGGCAAUGAAAGAAUCGGCUUCCUCUUUUAUUUCGUCUAGAAUUCUCAAAAGGGCGUUCUCGGUCUCCUGUGCUGAGUAUGGAGGGCCUACCCUCCCAAACAAAGAAACAAACAAACAAAAAAAGGAAUAGUUACCCUGAACCCCCUCGGGUCCGACUUUGCACCUCAUAAUAAGUUCAGAGUAGGUCAUCAAUAAAUUGAGAAAUGAUGGUCACCGCAGAAAUGAUUGUUGUAACUGUGUCAACUCAAGUAGGAAGUGUAACUGCUUUUCCCAGCUUGUGAGUCUCAUUGGGCGUGUGUUAUUAUCAGGUACAAAUCGAAAGUGUCCCUCAACAUACGCUGCGUCUUUAACGAGUGGAUUCAGUGUCUCGGUAUUUCUUAAAAAAAAAAAAAGAGAGAGACUGCCUGAAAUAGAAACACUCUACUCCAGAAAUGGAAACUGCCCAUGUAGAUUCAGUGUGGCGUUUCUGUGGACGGUCGCUCGGGUGGACGGGAAAGAUGCCAGUUCUUUAAACUCCCAGCGUCUGCCUCGGUACCCUCUGUUGAACCUUUUUAAGACCUUCCCGUCUCCUUUUUUUCGCCAACGAAGUUGUAAAUAAAGACUACCAAUUGAAAAUCCACAA
This is a messenger RNA of Ornithorhynchus anatinus (platypus), 1999 nucleotides long. RefSeq names its product zinc finger CCCH-type containing 15 (gene ZC3H15). The coding region runs from base 52 to 1338 and encodes 428 amino acids. Gene Ontology annotation, molecular function: mRNA binding; metal ion binding. Gene Ontology annotation, cellular component: cytosol. Gene Ontology annotation, biological process: cytoplasmic translation. Lineage: Eukaryota; Metazoa; Chordata; Mammalia; Monotremata; Ornithorhynchidae. The transcript is spliced from 10 exons. The record is from RefSeq and is a predicted model, not a curated record.